GCGCACAACCUGUAUGUUCACCUACGCCGUUUGAUCAAAUCCCUCGUAUCUUACAGUUCUGCUAUUGCAGCUCCGCUUUAAACCCUCGGUGCAAAUGUUCUAGACAAGGAAACCAUUUUUCUGUGAAGAGAAGAAACCUCUCUCAUUUCUCUGCUAUCUCUCGGUAUUCCCUUUCUUCAAGGGUUUAUCGAGCUGUCAAAUCAAUCACCAACAGCGUUUAAGCACACAUAAAUCUGUAAUCUUGAGAUCAUAUUUUCCUGCAGUGGUGGCCGUGAAUGGCGGGAGGUGCUUCAGCUUCUGGUGCUGCGGGGAAUGCUGUGAGAAUUGUGGUGGCGGGCGAUGCGAAGACCGGGAAGUCGAGUUUGAUAGUUACAGCCGCCGCAGAGAACUUUCCGACCAAUGUUCCCCCGGUGUUGCCGCCCACCAGGCUCCCCGAGGACUUGUAUCCUGACCGGGUUCCUGUCACCAUUAUUGAUACUUCCUCGAGUCCUGAGAACAGAGGCAAGCUUGUUGAAGAACUGACGAGAGCUGAUGCCGUUGUCCUUACUUAUGCAUGUGAUAGACCUGAAACUCUUGACAGAUUAAGUACUUACUGGCUCCCUGAACUAAGGCGAUUAGAGGUUAAAGUGCCUGUCAUUGUGGUGGGUUGCAUGCUAGAUAAGAGAGGUGAUCAACAGCCUGUUAGUCUGGAGCAGGUUAUGUCACCAAUAAUGCAACAGUUCCGGGAGAUUGAAACUUGUAUUGAAUGUUCUGCGCUAAACCAUAUUCAGAUUCCUGAGGUUUUCUACUAUGCGCAAAAAGCUGUGCUUCAUCCGACUGCUCCACUAUUUGAUCAGGAGCAACAAGUUCUGAAACCACGGUGUGUAAGGGCUUUGAAAAGGAUCUUUAUUCUCUGCGAUCAUGACAGAGAUGGUGCCCUCAGUGAUGCAGAGUUGAAUGACUUUCAGGUCAAGUGUUUCAAUGCCCCACUACAACCAUCUGAAAUAGUUGGUGUUAAAAGGGUUGUGCAAGAGAAAUUGCCGGAAGGUGUUGAUGAUCGUGGUCUUACAUUGACCGGCUUUUUGUUUCUCCAUGCACUUUUUAUUGAGAAGGGACGUUUGGAGACAACAUGGACUGUCCUUCGGAAAUUUGGAUAUAACAAUGAAAUUAGACUUCGUGAUGAUCAGUUACCACCCCCCAUAAAGAGAUAUCCAGACCAGAGUGUGGAGUUAACUACUGAAGCUGUGGAGUUUCUCAGAAAAAUUUUCUUCACCUUCGAUGUUGAUGGUGAUGGAGCUCUUCGAUCUGCCGAGCUUGAAGAUUUGUUUUCCACAGCGCCUGAAAAUCCUUGGAAUGAAGCACCAUAUGUGGAAGCCGCGCAGAAGACUGCUCUGGGAGGCCUAUCACUUGAUGGGUUUUUAUCACUGUGGGCCCUUAUGACCCUUCUAGAUCCAAUUCGUAGCGUGGAGACCCUUAUAUACAUAGGUUAUGGUGGCGAUCCCUCAUCUGCCAUACGUGUAACUCGAAGAAGACGUGUAGAUCGUAAGAAGCAGCAAACAGAUAGAACUGUGUAUCAGUGUUUUGUCUUUGGACCAAAAGAGUCCGGAAAAUCUGCUUUACUGAAUUCUUUUAUUGGAAGGCCUUUCCCUGAAGAAUAUGUUUCAACAACUCGUGACCGAUAUGCUGUUAAUGUCAUUGAUCAACCUGCAGGAGUUAAAAAGACGCUUGUGUUGCGAGAAAUUCCUGAGGAAGGUGUGAAAGAGUUACUAUCUAAGAAGGAUGCUUUGGCUGCGUGUGAUGUGGCAGUGUUUGUUCAUGACAGUUCUCGUGAGCCUUCGUGGGAGAAAGCGACCGAGAUGCUUGUGGAUGUUGCCAGUCAAGGGGAAGCUACUGGUUAUGAGGUGCCUUGUCUAAUUGUUGCUGCUAAAGAUGAUCUUGACCCUUUCCUGACUGAGAUUCAAGACUCAACACGGGUAAGCCAGGACAUGGGGAUAGAGGCACCUAUACCUCUCAGCACAAAGCUGGGAGAUUUCAGUAACAUAUUUCAGAGAAUUGUGAGGGCGGCGGAACACCCUCAUUUGAGCAUUCCUGAAACAUCGGCCGGAAAAAGCCGUAAGCAGUAUCAUAGGCUUAUCAAUCGCUCCCUCGUGUUUGUAUCAGUUGGCGCUGCUGUGGCCAUUGUUGGGUUAGCUGCUUACCGUGUGUAUGCCGCAAGAAGGAAUUCUUCCAGUUAGGAAGAAAAUCAGAUUCGAACACAUAUCCCACCCAUAGGCAGAACAGCUUUUUCUCCUCAUUUUCGUCGACAAUUGGUGAUUUUUCAUUUUCAUUUCUUUCUUGUUUUGGGUGGGGAAGUUUGGGGGAAGGUGGUUGUCUUCUAGUUGCAUAUGGUGAAACUGGUAUAGGGAACAUGACAUGUAAUGUUCUGGUGCCUAUAAUUUUCCAAUGACCACUCUUCCCUUGUCGGUCAAACCCGUCUAAUGGGGCUGUUUUUGGUGGACGGAGAUUCAUAUGAUGUUAUAAUUAGUUUUUGUUAUUAUCGAUUCAUCAUAGCAAGAAACGCAUUUAUAUGA
Molecule: messenger RNA, 2549 nt
Organism: Sesamum indicum (sesame)
Lineage: Eukaryota; Viridiplantae; Streptophyta; Magnoliopsida; Lamiales; Pedaliaceae
Gene: MIRO1
Product: MIRO-related GTP-ase 1
Biological process (GO): mitochondrion organization
Cellular component (GO): mitochondrial outer membrane
Molecular function (GO): GTP binding; GTPase activity; calcium ion binding
Source: RefSeq, a predicted model, not a curated record